Acanthopagrus latus (yellowfin seabream) is the source of this 2242-nucleotide messenger RNA. It is a transcript of the gene tmem9, whose product is annotated as transmembrane protein 9. Gene Ontology annotation, cellular component: lysosomal membrane. The transcript has 6 exons. NCBI's taxonomy places the organism in Eukaryota, Metazoa, Chordata, Actinopteri, Spariformes, Sparidae. Bases 169 to 732 code for a protein of 187 amino acids. The record is from RefSeq and is a predicted model, not a curated record.
CCCGGAAGUUGGACGACCAACAUUCAUAUGAGCGAUCCUUCUUCUUAAAACAGCUAGCUGGUGCGUAGCUACAUCCUGCAUGUAUAGCAAAAAACAUUUGACCCACAAAUACAACAGAAUUGCGGGUGGAUCUGCAUCCGUCGAGCAGAUCUUCUUGCCAGAGGGAAAAUGUCGUCUGGCAGGGGAGGAUCAUGGACCUUUGCUGGAGCUGUAGUUGUGGCCUUGUUGCUGCUGGAUUUUGUUGAUUUUGCCCAGACGAAGAACUUUGAAGAUGUUCGCUGCAAGUGCAUCUGCCCGCCAUACAGAAACAUCUCUGGCCACAUAUAUAACAGAAAUGUCUCGCAGAAGGAUUGUAACUGCCUCCAUGUAGUGGAGCCCAUGCCGGUGCCCGGCCAUGACGUGGAAGCCUACUGCCUGUUGUGUGAAUGCAAGUAUGAGGAACGAAGUAGCAACACCAUCAAGGUAACCAUUAUCAUUUACCUGUCUGUUGUUGGCGCACUGCUUCUCUACAUGCUGUUCCUGCUCCUGGUAGAUCCUCUAAUCCGCAAACAUGACCCGUACACACAGCCACUACACAAUGAAGAGGACUCUGAGGAGAUGCGUCCACCAGUGGACCCCCAGGCCAGAGGAAACACAGUGUUGGAGCGUGUUGAGGGAGCACAGCAGCGCUGGAAAAAGCAGGUCCAGGAACAGCGCAAGACUGUCUUUGACCGCCACAAGAUGCUUAGUUAAACCCUACAGUUGACCUCAGGCCAGGGUUAGAGUAGGUCCCUUCUCUGGGCUCAGUUACACUGUCACCAGCUGCACUAUCACUAACCUCUUCAUCACUGCUGUGCACUGCACCCUCUGAAUAAAUAUUUCCUCACUAAGAAACAUGUCAACAUUUUGAUCUAACAAGCAGAUAUUUUUAAUUUAUCAAAUGUAAGACUUGAGGCUUAUUUGCAGUUGUGAAAGAAACUGCAUGUUUUCACACUAUUAACCGCUCGGAAUCAUCUCAAUCAUUUCAGCAAUUUUCAAUGCAACAGAUUUUGAAUGUCUUGAUAAAGUUAGAACCCUUUUCAUCAAUUUAGAAAGACUGUGAAUAGCUUUAUGCCUCCGUGUGACAGUUUUUCCUGUUUGCUUUUGCAAAAUUGGUACAAUAUUAAGUUCUCUUGUAAUAUAAUUUAUAAACUUACCUCAGUACAGGUAAACUUUAUGUAUGUGAAAUGUCAGUUUAGUUUAGAAAUGGUACCUUACCUGUGCUAUUGCCAAGCAUUGCACAUCUUUACAAGUUUAGCUCUGAUAAUAAUUUAUUUCUUCUAAUUAUUGUUAUUAACAUGUAUUUUGUCCCCUUAUGCUGUGAAUAGUAACCUGGGCAUAAUUAGUAUCAUUUGCACCCAUAGAGUUUUUAAAGGAUUGUUAUUUAAUUUUUUUUUUCUUUUGGCAUUUUAAAGCUUUUACAUUGCUUCCUUUAAGAUAGCCCAAACAUGUGCCUUCUACUGUUUCUCUCCUCCUGUGGCUAAGUGUGUUACAACAAACAUCAGUGCGAAACAUGCCUCUCAAGUGUUAAAGAUGCAGCGCUUGUAAAACAAUACCAAUAGUUACAGAAAGGUCUUCAUAUGUUUUGGCGAGAAUAGUGUCUCUCAAGUAGUAGCUGUAAAUUAAUUGAAAUCUUUAUAUAUUGAAUCGAUCAGUGGAUUGGAAGCUGACUGGCAAACAGUUUGUUCAGUGAGGUAGGCACACGGCCACAUUUGUGUCCUGCAUUUUGCAUUUUGAUGGAAUGUACUUUCCCAUGCUGUGAGAGAAAUGGAGAACAGGGCAUUAACAGAGCUUUAAAGCUGUCCUCAGUUGAGUCCAAUCUCUGCCACUGGAGAAUGUCCUAAAUCAGUAAAGCUGCUGAUAAUGCGGUUAAGUGUGGCAGACUCGGGAUGCCUCGUGGCUUUGAAGUGCAGUGUGCGUCGUUAUGUGUCAGUGAAUUCCCCCUCACAUCCGACUGCUGAAGCUCCACUUGGGGAAUUUAUUAAUACGAUGAAGAGAGGAUCACUGAUUCACAUUACCUCAUGCACAACAUGAAGUACUGAAUUUUAUUCGUCUGUAAUGGAUCGUUUUUAUCACUGAAGUGUUUUUGAAUGAUUUAUAAAUAUAAUUUGAUAUCACUGGUAUCAAUGUUUUGUAAAUGUAUUUAACUCCAGGCUAACUGGAGUUUUGCGUUGCACGUGUCUAUACAUUCAGCUUGAUGUGAAAUAAAAAGACCAAAAUGUUC